GGUGGUGGUCCUUCCCACCCUGCGAUCCUAUACCACUCUCGGUUGUCUCCUGCACAUACGGUCUUCCUUCUCGAUAAAUCUAAUUGCAUAGCUUCAAGUUCAAGCAUUUUGUGCAGAGCAAUAUUUGAUUUACUCCUUUUUCGCAUGUUAAUGUAUUUGCUAUAAGCUUCGCAAGCUUUGGAACCAUCCUCGCUCCUUGUCCUUACACGCUCCUUCGAUGCCUCCCGCCAAGAAAUCCAGAGCUUCAGGCGCUGGUCGUCAGUCGCGGCCAAGUGCCGUUCAAGCUGGUGAUCCUGUACCCGUUCGCGCAAAGCGUCGCUAUCGUCCUGGCACUGUCGCCCUUCGCGAAAUUCGACAUUAUCAAAGCGGCACUAAACUCCUCCUUCGAAAGCUCCCAUUUGCACGACUGGUCCGAGAAAUCGCACUAUCGAUGCGUCCCGCCGACGCGGGUUUGCGCUGGCAAAGUCAAGCGAUUAUGGCUCUUCAAGAAGCCGCCGAAGCAUUCAUGGUUCACUUAUUCGAGGAUACCAACCUUUGCGCCAUCCACGCCAAGCGCGUCACAAUUAUGCAGAAGGAUAUUCAAUUAGCAAGACGGAUACGCGGUAUGUGGGGUGGAUUGGGUUAGGGGAACGCAAUAUGGAAAAAGAAAAGAGCGAAAGGAACCUGGAUGGGAAUUGGUAAGAAUUUGGCUUUGGAGUGCGAACGGCGUUGGGCGCUUCGAGAUAUACCUGCUGUCGUAUUGUUUUUAUUCAUAUAUUUUGCUUCGCAUUCUGGCGUGUACGGAGUUUGGCACCCACAUUUGGCAAUUAUAGCAUUUCUGAAAUUUAAUAUGCGAUGGGCAAUCGCCAAUUGAUCUCUUCAUCUUAUUGCCG
Molecule: messenger RNA, 872 nt
Organism: Fusarium graminearum PH-1
Lineage: Eukaryota; Fungi; Ascomycota; Sordariomycetes; Hypocreales; Nectriaceae
Product: histone H3
Exons: 3
Coding region: 218-625 (135 amino acids)
Cellular component (GO): nucleosome
Molecular function (GO): structural constituent of chromatin; DNA binding; protein heterodimerization activity
Source: RefSeq, a predicted model, not a curated record